This is a messenger RNA of Penicillium concentricum, 726 nucleotides long. RefSeq names its product meroterpenoid cyclase pyr4 (gene pyr4). The record is from RefSeq and is a predicted model, not a curated record. The transcript has 2 exons. Gene Ontology annotation, molecular function: lyase activity. NCBI's taxonomy places the organism in Eukaryota, Fungi, Ascomycota, Eurotiomycetes, Eurotiales, Aspergillaceae. Bases 1 to 726 code for a protein of 241 amino acids.
AUGGACGGGUGGUCAGAUCUCUCAUCAGCACCUCCCGAGUACAAGAAUGUUUCCUGGCUAGCAGAUCGGGCUCUGUUGGCCCAAGGAGUGGGAUGGUCAAUCAACUACCUGGCCAUGAUAUACCAAUCGCACAAAGACCGCUCCUAUGGCAUGGCCAUCCUGCCACUGUGCUGCAACUUCGCGUGGGAAUUCGUCUACACCGUCAUCUACCCUUCUCAAAAUCCCUUCGAGAGAGGCGUCCUCACAACAUGGAUGGUCCUGAACGUCUACCUCAUGUACACUACCAUCAAAUUCGCUCCCAAUGAAUGGCAGCACGCCCCGCUCGUCCAACGGAGUCUUCCAGUGAUCUUUCCUGUGGCAAUUGCGGCUUUUACAGCGGGCCAUCUGGCAUUGGCUGCGACGGUCGGAGUGGCCAAGGCAGCCAACUGGGGCGCCUUUCUGUGCUUUGAACUUUUGACUGCCGGUGCAGUGUGCCAGCUCUUGAGUCGGGGAUCCAGCCGCGGGGGAUCGUAUAUAAUUUGGAUUUCGAGAUUUUUGGGCUCUUAUGUCGGUAGUAUCUUUAUGCAUGUACGAGAAACCCAUUGGCCGCAGGAGUUUAACUGGAUCAGUCACCCUUUCGUCGCCUGGCAUGGUAUAAUGUGUUUCUCGCUGGAUAUUUCUUAUGUGACAUUACUUUGGUACACUCGUCGGCAGGAGCACCAAGGCAAAUCGAAGAAAACUCCGUGA